Molecule: messenger RNA, 1339 nt
Organism: Coccomyxa subellipsoidea C-169
Lineage: Eukaryota; Viridiplantae; Chlorophyta; Trebouxiophyceae; Coccomyxaceae
Exons: 2
Coding region: 84-317 (77 amino acids)
Source: RefSeq, a predicted model, not a curated record
CACAGAUCACACCAGGGCACAGCCAAGGAAUUUGCCCAGCCAUCUGAUCGACCACACAAAUCGAGUGCUCAACCUGUCAUGUGAUGGAGAGAUCAACACUUAAACCUUUUGUUUUCGGACACAGGUGGUUGUUAUUUGCAAUGAGCUGUCAGGGAGGGUGCAGGACGGCCAGCGCCAGCGCUUCAAAGGGACCACACGGCCUGUCUCUUUCACAACUCCCUCAGCCAGGGUUGACUGGGAUCCUGCCCAUGAGGAGCUGCCAGAGCACAUGGGGACGCUGCUGGGAGCAGAGGUGCACAGCCUCAAGCUGCGAAUGAUCUCAGUGACUGUGGACAGCAGGGCCGAGCUGAACUGCCUUCGAGAGCACCUCUCUGACACCGUCCACUACAUCGAAAACAUCGACUUUGACCGCAUCCCGCUCUCCGGGUCAAUCUGAUUACUUGGCUGGCACCAAUUAUUAUUAUUAUUAUUAUUACACGCUUUUCCUGCCAAGAGGCAAGGUGCGUCCUGCAGACAAGCUGCAACUAAAGGCUGCCACAAUCCUACCCUUGUUGGACUCGCCAGAUCCAAGCAAGACCCAAUCAACCGUGGGCACGGUGCUCAGUAUUUGUAUCGCCCCCCGCCAGCCGGGGCCAAUUACCUACAACAAUACCUCGCAUAUGAAGAAGGUUCUAAGAGGCUCCAAGGAUGAACUUGUUUCAAGGCAGAAUUGAGCACUGUUUGUCUUUGGCUCGUGAAUGCAAGUCGUGCAGUGAACAGCAAAAAAUUGCUACACAGGGCAAUUCCAGAUAAUUUGGGACCAGAGACUGAUGUACCUGUUUCAAUAGCACUCCAAAUGUGCCUGUACAACAUAUUGCAUGGUAGAAGAUGCUGAGAUCAUCACUCUGAAUGGAGUUUUGCUAACUGGUGAAGACAGACAAUAAGUGUCUUGGAAAUGCGCAGGAAGGGGGGUUAAAGAGUUGGUAUGAGAUGGUGUGAGUCAGAGGUGUGCGGACUCAAGCUUGCUCUUCAGGACUCAUGGAUGCGUGUUGAAAUUUGAGCUUGUUCGUGUGCAAGGACACAUCAGGGACAUCAGUUCUUGCCGAGAAGUACAUGCGGUACAUGUGUCAUGGAUGUGAAUAGUAGUGGUCAGCAGCUCUGCCUGCUAGGCAGUCAAUUGGCAUAAUGCCAAUUGUUCUCUGCAGCUGCAGUGCACGCAUGCGCAGGCAAUAUAUCAUAUAUGCCGGCUGCCGCUGGGAAGAAAGCGGGCGAUGUACAGUAUAAUUUUCUUAAAGCUCACGAGAAGCCCAUGUGUCCAUCUAGGGAAGGGGCCUUGAAUGAUGUAAAUUAACAGGGGAUG